UAGCCUAUAUUAUUUCCCCGUUUAAAACAGCCUAAUCAACAUCCCCAUGAAUCAAAAGUGGUCCGUUUUCGCGGAGGCAGCGAUGUGUUUUCAUCGUGCGAUGGCUACCAUGACAACAGAGGCAAGUGCGGUGAGCGAAGCAGACACUGAGGGCAAGCAGAAGGCCAGCGGUGCCGAGCCUGAACCCGAACCAGAGAACAAACAGAAGCCAGAGGCAGCAGCGUCUGAGCCGGAGGGGGAGCAGUCAGGCAAGAAGGCCCAGGAGCAGGCCUCUGAGCCUGGGCCUGCUGACAUAGCUACCUCCCCUGAGGAGGAGCAGCUGAAGCCUCGUACCCGAACCUCUGCUGGCAAAGGCCUGUCUCGCCUCUUCUCAUCUUUCCUCAAACGCCGCUCACAGUGCUCCGAGGGAGAGGGGUUUGAGGCAGAGAAAGCCAGGGAGGAAAAGGCAGACAAAGAGGAAAAAGCUGACAAGGCAGAAGAGGAGAAGGUGGAAGAGGUGAAAAGCGAAGAGGAGGAGGCUAAAGCAGAGGAGAAAAAAUCAGAGGUGAAAGAAGUGACAAAGAAAGAGGAAAAAGUAGAACAAAAAGAGGAUAAAAAUAAAGAGGAAGAAAAAGUUGAGAAGAAGGGCAGUAAAAAGAAAAAGAAAGAAGCCAAAAAGAAAGUAGAGGAAAAGGAUGAAGAGAAAUUUUAA
Molecule: messenger RNA, 691 nt
Organism: Xiphias gladius (swordfish)
Lineage: Eukaryota; Metazoa; Chordata; Actinopteri; Istiophoriformes; Xiphiidae
Product: nucleolar protein 58-like
Exons: 3
Coding region: 47-691 (214 amino acids)
Source: RefSeq, a predicted model, not a curated record